CCGACGGCGCUGUUUUUAAAACGAUGCUUCAACUUGAAGAACUCCAUUAUUUGAAGUUGAAACUGAGAUAGCAAUGGCAAAUUGCAUACAGUGAGCAGUAAGCAGAUGAGAAGACAGACAGUAUCAAAGUUACCCGCCAAAGUCAAGGCUGCGUUUUACCUACUCACAGCCAGCGGCCUCUGUUAUCAAGCUGCGUCCCAUUCCAAUUUUGUCCCCUUCUCCCCUGACUCUUCCGUUUUCCAAGGCCUUCUUCGCUCUUCUCGUGCAAUCUUCACUAUUGCAGUCACCGUUUCUGACUACAAGUAUUCUCUGUAUGGGCUGCCAAAGUACUGUGAUGAAUAUCGUCUUCUAUUAUCUGAGGUUCAUUUGCGCUCAGCUAAGAGAAUGCUGAAGUUAUGUGAAAUGAAUAAAGGUUUUUAUUUGAAAGCCGGUCAAUUUGUUGCUUCCCUGCGUCAGGUCCCAAAAGAAUACUCAUCGACCCUUUCUUCGUUGCAGGAUCAGGCAGUUCCUUGUGAUUUUAAGAUCAUAAAAGAAACAAUAAUCAGCAAUCUUGGUCAGGAUCUGUCUGAGAUUUUCAUUUGGUUUAAUGAACAACCAAUAGCUGCUGCGUCCAUUGCUCAAGUGCAUCAUGCAAUGUUGAAAGACCAUCAAGAAGUAGCAAUUAAGGUGCAAUACCCGGGAUUAGAGAAGAAAAUGAAGUUAGACACAAGAAUAAUGCAGUUCGUUUCGAAAUCUGUUGCAUGGUUUUUCCCUGAAUAUAGGUUUGGGUGGCUGGUCUCAGAAUUCACUAAAGCAGUUUCUAUGGAGCUUGAUUUUAUUCAAGAGGCAAGAAACUCUGAGACAAUUGCCAACGGCUUUAAACAGAACAAGAUUGUUAGGGUACCUCAUGUAUUUUGGGAAUUUACGACAAAACAAGUUCUCACAAUGCAGUUUUGCAGUGGCCACAAGGUUGAUGAUGUCGAAUUUCUGAAGGGAAUGAAAAUAGAUCCAGUGAAGGUUGCUAAGGCAUUGGUGGAAGUGUUUGCAGAAAUGAUAUUCAUUCAUGGUUUCUUGCAUGGGGAUCCACACCCUGGUAACAUAUUGGUAUCUCCAGAAGGUCGGGAUGGCUUUUCUCUGGUUCUUCUGGACCAUGGAAUCUGCAAAAAAUUGGAUGAAGAGUUCAGGCUGGAAUAUUGUCAGCUUUGGAAGGCUUUGAUUCUUUUGGACUCAAAAACGAUACAGCAUUUAGGUGAACGUUUUGGUGUUGGGAAGUACUCCAGAUAUUUCCCCAUCAUUUUCACUGGAAGAACGAUUGAUAGUAAACCUGGUCUUGGGAAGGAAAUGUUGGUUGAAGAGAAAAAGAAACUGAAACAAGAUUUAAAGUCUCUAAAGAUGGAGGACUUAUCUUCAUUCAUGGAAUCUCUGCCUUCGGACUUUCUCAUGAUAUUGCGAACAGAUGAAUUACUGAGAUCUAUAAUUAGCAAGCUGGGUGCUUCAAAACGGGUGAGGUUGCAAACCUAUGGCAAAUAUGCCUCACAUGGUCUCUCUCGGCAGUUGAAUCCUUGCUCUGAUUUGACGUUAGUGGUCUUAUAUGCGAGAUUGAUAGGAAAUAUACAAUACAUUCAUCUAAAGCUUGCUCUGGGGGUAAUGGAAUUGGUUUUUUGGAUGGGGAAGUUGAAGCAAUCUCUCAAUAACUUUUAUAAAAAGAUGAGUGGUUCCGGAAAAAGGCCUUUUGACAUUGUUCUUCAACAUUAGAGUGUAGAUUUUUAUUUAUUUAUUUUGUAUUAGGAGAAAGUUGAAGGUGCAAAAAGAGAUUCCUGCUUAGAUCUCAAUUUGCUCAAGGAGGGGUAACAACCGCAGUUUGAAGAUUGGUCGGAGGGAAUAUUGAGCGUUGCACGAUAAUUGUGAAUAUGAAAGGGCAGAAUGGAGGGCAUGGCCAAAGCUAUACGACACAGUCUUGUACCUGUUGUGAAUUUCCUACAAUUCAUUUGUUUGCAAGCAUGUAUGUUUCUCCCUGACAAAGUUCACUACAAAUGAAGAAAUUAUAAUUGAUGAUAAAUUUGAUCUUUGAAGAAAUUAUGUAGAAAAUAAAUCACGAGAUUCAAAACACAGGUUGGCAGUUGGCAGUUGGCAGUGCUGUUAUUUCUGCCUCUGCUUUAGGUUUUUUUUUUUAUGACAUCUUCACUUCUUUUUUUACAUUUAUUUCAUUUUGGUGAAGAUAUAAUUUGUAAUUGAUUUUCAGUCGACAUAUGAUUUGUAAUUUACUAA
Theobroma umbraticum is the source of this 2247-nucleotide messenger RNA. RefSeq names its product Protein kinase superfamily protein. NCBI's taxonomy places the organism in Eukaryota, Viridiplantae, Streptophyta, Magnoliopsida, Malvales, Malvaceae. The record is from RefSeq and is a predicted model, not a curated record.